This is a messenger RNA of Vitis riparia (riverbank grape), 3620 nucleotides long. Its product is annotated as DNA mismatch repair protein MSH3. Bases 71 to 3406 code for a protein of 1111 amino acids. Gene Ontology annotation, biological process: mismatch repair; mitotic recombination. Gene Ontology annotation, molecular function: mismatched DNA binding; ATP-dependent DNA damage sensor activity; ATP binding. NCBI's taxonomy places the organism in Eukaryota, Viridiplantae, Streptophyta, Magnoliopsida, Vitales, Vitaceae. Gene Ontology annotation, cellular component: nucleus. The transcript has 13 exons. The record is from RefSeq and is a predicted model, not a curated record.
GAUACUUUGAAAUAGUACAAUCGUCAAACCGCAUGAGAACUGAAACAAUCGAAGAAGACACCACCACGCUAUGGGAAAGCAGAAACAGCAGGUGAUCUCCCGUUUCUUCGCUCCCAAAUCUAAAGCCCCUUCAUCAUCUUCAUCUUCAAUACCAUCAUCACCAUCACCAUCUCCAUCUCCAUCUCCAUCUUCGCUCCCAAACCCACCAACCCCUCCACCAAAAAUCUCCACCACUGUCACUUUCUCUCCUUCCAAACGCCUUCCUUCCUCCCACGUGUCCCCCUCCACCAAACCCCCCAAAGCCCCCAAAAUCUCUCACCCCAUUGACCCCUCUCUCCACCAAAAGUUCGUACAGAAGCUUCUUGAGCCUUCUUCCUCAACACCCACAAAGCUCCCACUUCCAACCACCAAGUACACUCCACUGGAGCAACAAGUCGUGGACCUAAAGCAAAAAUACCCAGAUGUUCUAUUGAUGGUAGAAGUUGGGUAUAGGUAUAGAUUCUUUGGUGAGGAUGCUGAGAUUGCAGCUAGGGUGUUGGGCAUUUAUGCUCAUGUUGAUCACAAUUUCUUGACUGCUAGCAUACCAACUUUUCGAUUAAAUGUCCAUGUGAGGAGGCUUGUCAGUGCAGGGUUUAAGGUAGGUGUUGUUAAGCAGACCGAAACUGCAGCCAUUAAGGCGCAUGGUUCGAAUAAACUGGGACCCUUUUGCCGGGGUUUAUCGGCAUUGUACACGAAGGCGACGUUGGAGGCAGCAGAGGACGUGGGAGGUGGGGAAGACGAAUGUGGGUCUUAUAAUAAUUACUUGGUUUGUGUAGUUGAGAAAGGGAUUAGUGUAGAAAAUAGUAAAGAUUGUGGUGUUGGGGGUGGGUUUGAUGUGAGAAUUGGGAUUGUUGCAGUUGAAGUAUCAACGGGGGAUGUUGUUCAUGGGGAGUUCAAUGAUAAUUUUAUGAGGGCUGGGCUUGAGGCUGUGAUUUUGAGCAUGUCUCCUGCUGAAUUGCUUCUUGGAUACCCGCUCUCUAAACAAACAGAGAAGUUGCUAUUAGCCUAUGCUGGACCUGCAUCAAAUGUUCGUGUGGAGCGUACCUCAAGAGAUUGCUUCAGUGAUGGUGGAGCACUUGCUGAAGUUAUGUCUUUAUAUGAGAACUUAAGUGAAAAUAGUAGAGCUGAUCAUCAAGUGGACAACACAAAAGUGAUGGAACACGAAAAUCAUUGCCUGGCAAUUGAGGGAAUUAUGAGCAUGCCAGAUUUGGCUGUUCAAGCACUGGCCUUAACCAUUCGCCAUUUGAAACAAUUUGGUUUGGAAAGAAUUCUGUGUAUGGGAGCUUCGUUUCGGCCCUUUUCAAGCAACAUGGAGAUGACCCUUUCAGCGAAUGCACUUCAACAAUUAGAGGUAUUAAAUAAUCACUCUGAUGGAUCUGAGUCUGGCUCCUUGUUGCAUACCAUGAACCACACUCUUACCAUAUUUGGUUCGAGACUUCUUAGGCACUGGGUAUCUCACCCUUUAUGUGAUAGAAACAUGAUAUCUGCUCGCCUUGAUGCUGUUUCUGAGAUUGUGAUGUCCAUGGGUUCUUGCAAAGCAUCACAAAAUUUUGGUGGGAUUGAUGAGGGAGACUCUGAUGUCACAUAUGUACAACCUGAGGUUAAUUAUUUGCUUUCUUCAGUUUUAACAACUUUAGGAAGGUCACCAGAUAUUCAACGUGGACUAACAAGAAUUUUCCACCGGACAGCCACUGCAUCUGAGUUCAUUUCAGUCACGCAAGCUAUUUUAUUUGCUGGGAAACAACUUCAGCGACUUCACAUUGAAGAGAAAGAUGUUGAUGAGAAGGGGCAAUCAAGGAGUGUGCACUCUGUUUUGUUAAGAAAGUUGAUUUUGACAGCUUCAUCAUCUGGUAUAAUUGGGAAUGCUGCGAAACUAUUGUCCACCCUAAACAAAGAAGCAGCUGAUAAAGGGGAUUUACCUAACUUAUUCAUUAUUUCAAGUGGCCAAUUCCCAGAGGUUGCUAAAGCAAGGUCACUGGUUCAAUCAGCAAAGGAGAAAUUGGAUUUAUUAAUUGGAUUGUAUCGGAAGCAGCUUCGAAUGAACAAUUUGGAAUUCAUGAGUGUUUCUGGGACCACACAUUUGAUAGAGUUACCUGUAGAUGUAAAGGUACCUUCAAAUUGGGUGAAGGUAAAUAGUACAAAAAAGACUGUUCGCUAUCACCCCCCUGAGGUAUUGAGUGCCCUAGAUCAACUAUCUCUGGCAAAUGAGGAGCUCAUGAUUGCAUGUAGAGGUGCUUGGGACAGUUUUCUAAGGGCAUUUGAUAAAUAUUUCUCUGAGUUCCAAGCUGCUGUCCAAGCUCUGGCUACUUUGGAUUGUCUGCAUUCACUUGCCAUUCUGUCAAGAAAUAAGAAUUAUGUGUGUCCAGUUUUUGUUGGUGAUAGUGAACCUGUUCAGAUGCAUAUUUGUUCUGGUCGUCAUCCGGUUUUGGAGACAGUAUUACAAGACAAUUUUGUCCCAAAUGACACAAAUUUGCAUGCAGACGGAGAGUACUGUGAGAUUGUUACUGGACCAAACAUGGGUGGAAAGAGUUGCUAUAUUCGCCAAGUGGCUCUCAUUGCUAUCAUGGCCCAGGUUGGUUCCUUUGUACCAGCAUCAUCAGCAAAACUGUGUGUGUUAGAUGGCAUCCACACCCGAAUGGGCUCCUCUGACAGUAUCCAGCAAGGAAGGAGCACCUUUCUAGAAGAACUGAGCGAGGCAUCUCACAUAAUCCACAAUUGCACAUCACGCUCAUUGGUUAUCAUCGAUGAACUGGGGAGAGGCACAAGUACACAUGAUGGUGUAGCAAUUGCCUAUGCUACAUUGCAUUAUCUUCUGGAGCAUAAGAGAUGCAUGGUCCUCUUUGUCACCCACUACCCUAAAAUUGUUGAUGUCAAGAAUGAAUUCCCAGGCUCUGUGGGGGCAUACCAUGUUUCAUACAUGAUGUCACAAAGAGCUAUGGAUAUGGAUAUGGAUAAAACAGACUCAAAAUCUGAUAAAAAUGCUCAAACUAUGGAUCAUGAGGAUGUCACCUACCUUUAUAAGCUUGUGCCUGGCGUUUCAGAGAGAAGUUUUGGGUUUAAGGUUGCACAGCUUGCACAGCUACCUUCUUCAUGUAUUCGCCGAGCCAACAUCAUGGCUGCAGAAUUGGAAGCAAUGAUUGCCAGCAGAGUGAAAAACAGUUCAGCACAAAAGACAUUACAAGGAUCACAAGAGAGCAUCUCAAUAAAAUCUGGUUGCUCCAGGGCAGAACAAAUAGGCCUGGAAGAAGAUGCUUGCAGGGAGUUCUUUUUGGACUUGAAAUCAGCAUUGGGCAAUGCUGAUCCUGAAAGAAGCCUCCAGUUUUUGAAGCAUGCUAGAAGCAUUGCAAAAGAGUUGAUAGGCAGAUAAAAGAGAAGAUCCAGAAAGCAGAAUGGCAUAUAUGUAGGAUGGAGAGAACAUUGAUACUUGCAGAUACAAACACACAUACAGAUGGUGAAUGUUUUCAGUUUGUAGGUAAUUUUUGUGUGAAGGUUUUGUAUUCGGAUCCCUCCUGACAGUUGCUUUUUGUACUCUCACAUGUACCUUCCAGUUUCAGCAAUGGUUUUUCUUGAGCUCCUUCAUA